AUGGUCUCAGAUGACUUGAGAGAUGAGCUUGAUGCCAUAGAGGCAAUUUAUCCCGAGUGUCUUGUCAGAAUGAACGACAAUUUAAUAGAUCUUAAGAUACCUCAACAUGAAGAGUUUAUCGCCAGAAUAUCAUUUCCUGAAUCAUAUCCACAAACGGACCCUCCUCAUAUUUUACAAGUGCGGUCUAAUGGUCACGAUGACCAAUACUUGGAGACUUUAUUCAAUGAGGUGCUUGAUUCAAUCUUUGUUGAGGGAAACGUUUGCAUUUUUGAUUUUUGUACAGAGUUAGAAGGUAUUCUAUAUAUUGAAGAAGAACCAGAAACAUCAGGAAAUGUUGAUGAAGUUGAAGAGGUUCAUAUUGAUUCGCUGGAGGGAUGGACUAUAUCAGAUCCAAUCACUGAUAGAGGCUCAACAUUUAUUGGUUUUGUACGGAAAGUUGAAUCAGAACAUGAAGCUAAUGAAAAAUUAGCGUUAUUAAAGAUGGAUAAGAAGGUUUCAAAGGCAAAUCAUAAUAUGGUCGCAUAUAGAAUCCAAAACUCAGAUAAUACAAGGGUACAAGAUUACGAUGAUGAUGGUGAAACUGCAGCUGGUGGUCGUUUAUUACAUUUAUUAACCGUUAUGGAUGUUUGGAAUGUUAUUGUUGUCGUAAGUAGAUGGUUUGGUGGUACUCAUAUAGGUCCUGAUAGAUUUAAACAUAUAAAUAAGAGUGCAUCAGAAAGUAUUGUGAAGGCUGGUUUGGUUGAUGAUUCUAAAAGAUCUAAAAAGAAGAGAAAAUAA
This is a messenger RNA of Hansenula ciferrii, 777 nucleotides long. It is a transcript of the gene YIH1, whose product is annotated as Yih1p. The coding region runs from base 1 to 777 and encodes 258 amino acids. Gene Ontology annotation, biological process: regulation of translational initiation. Gene Ontology annotation, molecular function: protein binding. The transcript has a single exon. Gene Ontology annotation, cellular component: cytoplasm. Lineage: Eukaryota; Fungi; Ascomycota; Saccharomycetes; Phaffomycetales; Wickerhamomycetaceae. The record is from RefSeq and is a predicted model, not a curated record.